AAAAAAAGACAAGGCAAAUCACCGUCCACCAACCACGGGCGCGAAACGCGACCGGGUCCACCUGUCAUCCAUACCACGGCUCGCCUUCCUAAUCUCGGGACUCGGGUCCGCGAUGCGAGCCACCAAGAGAUCCACGAAUAUACCCAUCCCAUUCCCCACAAGGCUCCGUCCCUUCGGCGGCGGCGGCGAUGUCUCUCCCCCCUGGCCCGGCGGACAGUGGCACCGGCACCGGAGACGACUGGUUCCUCGACUGCGGCAUCCUCGACGACCUGCCCGCCGCGGCCUGCGGAGCCUUCCCGUGGGACGCGUCCCCGUCGUCUUCCAACCCCAGUGUGGAAGUGGGCAGCUAUGUAAACGCCAAUGAUGCAUUCAAGGAGCCCAAUGAUGUCUUCAAGGAGCCUGGCAGCAGUAAACGUUUACGGUCAGGAUCCAGUGAUAUGCCAACAUCUAAAGCUUGCAGGGAAAGAAUGAGGAGGAACAAGCUGAAUGACAGGUUUCUUGAACUGGGGUCUGCAUUAGAACCUGGGAAGCCAGUGAAAGCUGACAAAGCUGCCAUCCUAAGCGAUGCUACUCGCAUGGUUAUUCAGCUCCGUUCAGAAUCACAGCAACUGAAGGAGACUAAUGGCAGCCUCGAAGAAAAGAUUAAAGAACUAAAGGCCGAGAAGGACGAGCUUCGCGACGAGAAGCAGAAACUGAAACUGGAGAAGGAGAGUCUAGAGCACCAGAUGAAGCUGAUGGCAUCGGCUCCAGCCUACAUGCCCCAUCCGACCCUGAUGCCGGCGCCUUUCGCCCAGGCGCCCCUAGCUCCAUUCCAUGCCCAGGGCCAAGCUGCAGGGCAGAAGCUGAUGAUGCCCUUCGUCGGCUACCCAGGGUACCCAAUGUGGCAGUUCAUGCCGCCUUCAGAGGUCGACACCUCGAAGGACAGCGAGGCGUGCCCUCCUGUCGCAUGAUCACCUUGAUGGGGCUGGUCCUGCUCACACCAUGUGGAUUAGCCGCAACUAGUUGUCGUUGUCGAUCCAUUGAUGGGGUAUAACUGAUGUUCUUAGGCUAUCUCCAGCAGCCUCUCUAUCCUAUUCUCUAUCUUACUCCCUAUUUUAAAUUUUACUCUGUAAACAGUACAGUCUAUAGUGUAAGACAAUGUUUUGCAUGUUUAUAUCCACGCUUGGCUGGAGAUGGGCAUGGUAGUCUGUUGGUGACCAAGGAAGCUGUGAUAUCUGUGGCGAGGUGCCCUGCUAGAGGCUCCUUUAAUGGGUGUACAAUUUUCGUGGUGGAAAGAAGAAUGUUCGUUCUUGUUCUCCAUAGCAACAGUGUCAUAUUAUCUAUCUAUGCCAUAUAUAUUUUAUA
Zea mays is the source of this 1344-nucleotide messenger RNA. Its product is annotated as transcription factor ILR3. NCBI's taxonomy places the organism in Eukaryota, Viridiplantae, Streptophyta, Magnoliopsida, Poales, Poaceae. Bases 189 to 950 code for a protein of 253 amino acids. Gene Ontology annotation, biological process: regulation of DNA-templated transcription; intracellular iron ion homeostasis. Gene Ontology annotation, molecular function: protein dimerization activity; DNA-binding transcription factor activity. The transcript has 5 exons. The record is from RefSeq and is a predicted model, not a curated record.